Lactuca virosa is the source of this 477-nucleotide messenger RNA. NCBI's taxonomy places the organism in Eukaryota, Viridiplantae, Streptophyta, Magnoliopsida, Asterales, Asteraceae. The record is from the annotation of a GenBank genome assembly.
AUGGACGUCUCAAAUCAAUUCAAGCAAGUCUUCAAAUUCUUUGACCUCAACAACGAUGGCAAGAUUUCUCAGAUGGAGCUCACAAAUGUGUUGUUGAUUUUUGGUCAAGAUAAGUCAAAGGCCACCAUUGAAGCCCAAGGAAUACUCAAAGAAAUUGACUUUAAUGGAGAUGGGUUCAUUGACUUGGAUGAGUUCAUGGCCAUCAUGGAUGAUUCCAUUUCCAAGCCAAAUUUUCCUAUUUCAAAGGAAGAUAAUAUUGAUGUUAAUGAUGAUGUUAGAAAUGCUUUCAUGGUGUUUGAUAGUGAUAAGAAUGGACUCAUUUCUGCAAAGGAGUUACAAAGGGUGCUCAUUAAUCUUGGAUGUAGCAAUUCGAAGCUUGGACAAUGUAGAAAAAUGAUUCAAAGUGUUGAUAAAGAUGGAGAUGGGUUUGUUGACUUUGAAGAAUUUAAGUCAAUGAUGUCUAUUGGGAUCAAGUAA